AGCUUCGGAUUUCAUUUGUUCGGAUUUCAUAGUGUAAUCUGAGCACAAUCUUUCAAUCUUUGGAGCCUUAUCCGUUAAGACACCACCACUUCCAUAAAAUUUUCUCCAAUCCACUAAAACUUUCUCUCCAUCCAAACAUGUAGCAACCAAAUCAUGCAAGAAACCCUCCAUCUCUUCUCCGCCAAUGCUUUCCCCAACCACAACUUUCCCUCCAAACCCAUCAACUUUCCCCCGUUUUAUUGCCCGAGAAACCUCCACUUUCCCACCAUUUCCUCCACCAAAACCACCAUUUCCCUCCCCCCAAAACCCCCAAAAAUCCCAGAGACCCCCUCCAUAUCCCCAACCCCUCAACCACACCUCAACCCAACUCCCCAAUCCGAGUUCCAUGAGAGCCUGCUCUACCUCGACUCCAUCGGAAUCGACCUCUUCUCUCUUCUCACAACCCACCCUUCGAUCGUCUCCACCUCAAUCACCGACGUCAAAUCCAUCAUCCACUUACUGCACUCCGCGGGCCUCACCGCACCAGAUCUCCGCCGCGUUCUCUCCAUGUGCCCCGAACUUCUCACUUCCAACAUCUCCGACAUCGUCCAAGUCUUAACCUUUCUCCUCAGGGAGGCCCAGGUGGACGGCUCUGACCUCCGCCGCGUCAUCAACCGACGGCCCAGAUUGCUCGCCUGCAGCGUCGAGAAACGCCUCCGUCCCACCAUGUACUUCCUCCAAAGCAUCGGCAUUACCCAAAUCAAGAGACAUACCUCUCUCCUCUCUUGCUCUGUUGAACAAAAGUUCAUUCCCCGAAUCGAAUACCUUCAACGAAUUGGGUUCUCGUACCGGGACGCUAUAUCUAUGUUUAGGAGGUUUCCACCGUUGUUUUGUUACAGUAUCGAAGAGAAUUUCGAGCCCAAGUUCGAUUACUUUGUGGUGGAAAUGGGUAGAGAGCUGAAGGAACUGAAAGAAUUUCCUCACUACUUUUCGUUUAGCUUAGAGAAUAGGAUUAAGCCUCGGCACCGGCAAUGUAUGGAAAAGGGUGUGUGUUUAUCGCUUCCGGCAAUGUUGAAGUCCAGUGAGGAGCGGUUUGGGGGCAGGUUGGAGGUCUUCUGUAAUUCAUCGAUACCGGUGAGCACUUCUCCUUUGUGGGUUGCAAAUUAUGAUGCUAAUUCAUUAUAUAAUUAAUUUGUUCAUAGCAUAUCAUUUAAUUCACUUGAUCAGUGAUGUGUAGUAAAUUGCCCGUGUAAUAUAGAUUGUAGCCAUAAUACCUAUAUCUUUUAAUGGAAGAAAAGAGUUUAGCUUUGAAACUGAUAAUUGGGGUUCAAAUAGGUGUUCGUUUUAUACCAUUUAAUUUUUGAGGGUUCUAAAUUUGUUAGUUUUAUGUAUUGAAAGGAAAAUGGAAUAUAGAUGGUUCCAUUUUGGUACUAGCAAAAAUAGUGGGUUGUUUUGGAUCAUUUCAAGUUAUUUGAUUUCUGAUUAAUGUUUUACACUCGGGUAAAUUACACUUCCACCUCCUUACACAUGGAGGCCUAUUUUGCGGAAACUCGCACCGGCUAAAUUUAUUGGUUUUGUAUAUUGAAAGGAAAAUGGAAUAUAGAUGGUUCCAUUUUGUGCUACCAAAAGUAGUGUGUUUUGGAUCAUUUCAAGUUAUUUGAUUCCCGAUUAAUGUUUUACAAUUGGGUAAUUACACUUGCCCUCCUUACACAUGGAGGCCUAGUUUGUCAAAACUUACACUCACUCCCCCAUCCAAAUUUGAUGGUUUUGUGUAUUGAAAGGAAAAUGGAAUAUAGAUGGUUCCAUUUUUGUGCUAACAAAAAUAGUGGGUUGUUUUGGAUCAUUUCAAGUUGUUUGCUUUCUGGAUCAUUUCAAGUUGUUUGCUUUCUGAUUAGUUAGUUUACACUUGCACCUCCUUACACACGGAGGCUUAGUUUGCAAAAGCUUACACUCACACCAUCACAUUUUCAUUCUUAAUGUUUGUUACUUUUUCAUGUUAAAUUACACUUUGUCCUCAAUAGAAUAACACUAUUUUAAUUGCACAGUAUCUCAUUGCCUAAGAAGCGUGGACACGGAUACGACACAACACCGAUACGGCGACACGACAAAUCCAAAAAAAUUAGGACACGGACACGGCAAAUAGUAUAUAUACAUACAUAUACAUACAUAUAUACAUACAUACAUAUACAUACAUAUAUACAUACAUACAUAUACAUACAUAUAUAUAUACAUACAUAUAUAUAUAUACAUACAUAUACAUACAUAUAUAUAUAUAUGAUGUGGUACUUUAAAAAUUACUGAGUGUUACUAUUUUUCAUCAACCUCACAAUGAAAAAAAAAACACAAAUCAUAACUUAUAACUAAUAAACUAUAAAAGAACAAUGUUGCAGAGUUAUAAAACUAAAAAAAAAAAAAGACAUUAGAAUAAUAACUAGUAUCAUUUAAUCAUCAUUGCAACUUUACUUCAAAUACAAAAGUAUAGACAGAAAGGAUUAUUAACAUUCAUGACUGUUUAACAUUCAGGAUUUUAUUGUUAGCACUUAACAUUCACAAAAACCUAAAGGCUAGUCCCCAAAAAAGAUACAAAAACAAGUCAGUGUACUAUUAUCUAUUCCCUUCCAUCAUUUGACCUAGGACUUUUAUCAUUUACAAUACCAAAAGGGUAGUACAAAACAAAAAAAAGAACAUAUCAGCAUUCAAAAAAAAAAAAAAUUCCAGAAGUGUCCGUGCCGUGUCCGUGUCUGUGUCCGCGGAGUGUCCGUGCCGUGUCCGAAAAUUCAAAAAAAAUAAAAAAAUUCCAGGCACGUUUUUUGGCAUGUCUGACACGUGUCGGAUGCGUGUCCAUGUCCGACACAUGUCGGACACGGAUUCUUCGCCCAUUUUGGAGUGUCCGUGCUUCCUAGCUCAUUGCAAACGAAAAAGAUGACCCCAUCCAUGAGAAAUUAUUAGAUGGUCCUAGAAAUGAGAAAUUGUCCCAAUGUUGCAGUUUUUGAAGCUGGGCUUUGAGGGUUCGGUCAUCUGACGAAUAUGAACUGGAAAUUUUCCAUCUUCAUAAUGUACUUUGCUAUCUGAUCCGAUCAUGUUCACUUAUGUGUUUUUGUUAAGUGGUAUUCUCUUUUCGUUAAGUGGUAUUCUCACUUCUAGUUAAUCUUCAUGUUGGUUCUGGAGAAUGAGUUUGUGUGCUUUUACACCAGAUUUAAUUUGUAGAGAUACAUGAACAACACAUAACACCAUUUGGAAAAAAAUAACAAAAUCUUUUUCUUGGGAUCCCUUUUCUGACAAUGGCAUAGCAACUGAUUGCAUUUUAUUAACCCACCCAAAAAAUUAAAAGUAGCAUUCAAUAUUGGUAUGUUCAGCUAAAAGAAAGUGGAUUUGAAAUAAAGAGAUACGAGUUUCAAAUAAAAGAUAGGUUUUUCAAGUUGGAUUGGGAGGUCCAAGGGAUGUUUAGUGAAUGAGUUAUGGGAUAUAUAUUUUAUUAGGACUCUUCAGCUAUUAUAAUCUUAUUAGCAUGGAUUUCAAGUAACCCUUUUCAUCUUGUUUUUCCCUCAAAUCAAAUCAUGCAUCUGGUUAGAACAUAAAUCUAAUACUCCUUAAAUAAUUGAAUUUAAAUCUAUUCAAUUAAAUGCUUCAAUUCAAAUGGAUUUAAAAGUUAUGUUGUUUUAUUAAGGUUUGCUUGCUUUGUUCUCUAAGCACAUUGCACAAAAGAUUGUUGGAGAAAAUCAAAAGUUUGUUUGUUUGGUGGAAUCAUUACCUUUGCAAUCUUGGAUAUGUUCACAAGAUAUAGGUUUGUCGCUUUAAAAGCUCAUGAUGUCUGUCCAUGAGGACAUGUUUUGGCAUUUAAUUUACAGAAUAUAGAACGCUAAGGUAGAGUGUUAAUCUUUAAUGGAUCCAAGGCUUGCAUCAAAAGGGAUGUUAUACUUUUAUUUUGCUUAAUUUCUGGCUUUUUAUAAUCUUGAGUGUGCCGAUCAACUUCUGCACCAAAGUGUUGUUUUCAUGGUACAUAUCUAAGUUAUUGCGUGCAAUAAUCAAGCUUAUGUUUCGUGGAACUCAAGCUGAAGCAAGAUUUAUGAUCUUGUAACAUGGCACUUCAUGUGCCUGCUUAACUGUUAGCUUUUGUGUAGUAGUAGAUUUUGUUUAUUCUUGUGGGCAAUGAACAUAACUUGUGGUUUUUCUGCCACGUAUAAAAGCUCAUUCUGAAGUAGCUUCCGGUUGUUCUGUUUCCUUAAAGACAAUCUUUGGAAACACUCGGAAAAAGUGUGACCUAGGAAUUGUAAUGACAGGGCUAAACUGUAAGAUAUUAGACAAAAAGAUAAAAUUGCAUGUCAUUCUGAAGCUGAGUUUUCAUUCCUUUUUAUUAUCAAAUAGUUAGAUCUGCAUGUCACAUUGAAGCCGGGUGUUUAAAGGGGCUAUGUGACAGUACCUGCGGAUUUGUUAUGACUUCAUUUCUUCUUUUCCUGAUAGCCAUAGGGUUAGAGCCUUUAAAAUUGUAGAAAGUUGUAGACCAGUCACAAAAAACAUUGGUUUUAUGUAGGAUGAUUAGUGAUAGUGUGGCCAAAAAAUGAGUCCAUCCAACUCGAGGAAACUUUAGGCAUCUUUGUUAAGCGGUAUUCUCACUUCUAAGUAAUCUUCAUGUUGGUUCUUGAGAAUGAGUUUGCGUGCUUCUCAUUGAAAGUUAGUAUUCCAGUCAUGCAUAUUUCUUUCUAUUUCAUCCUGUCCACCUGUUAGUCUAGGCACAUAAUAUGCCCUUUUCUGUGUAUUGUGUUUAUUAUGAAAAACUUGACCAUGGGUAUAACACCUGAUUUAAUUUGUAGAGAUACAUGAACAACACAUAAUAAGAUUUGGAAAAAAAUAACAAAAUAUUUUUCUUGAGAUGUCUUUUCUGACAAUGGCGUAGCAACUGAUUGCAUUUUAUUAACCCAUCCAAAAAAUUAAAAGUGGCAUUCGAUAUUAAUAUUGUUCAGCUUGAAAAAAAAAAAAAAAGGAUUUGAAAUAAAGAGAUUUUAGUUUUAAAUAAAAGAUGGGUUUUUCAACUCGAAUUGGGAAGUCCAAGGGAUGUUUAGUAAUUGAGUUAUGGGAUAUAUAUUUUAUUAGGACUCUUCUUCUGCUAUUAUAAUCUUAUCAGCAUGGAUUUCAAGUAACCCUUUUCAUCUUUUUUUUUUUUCCCCUCAAGUCAAACAUGCAUCUGGUUAGAACAUAAAUCUAAUACUCUUUAAAUAAUUGAAUUUAUAUCCAUUCAAUUAAAUGCUUCAAUCCAAAUGGAUCUAAAAGUUAUGCUGUUUUAUUAGGGUUUGCUUGCACUUGUUCUCUAAGCACAUUGCACAAAAAAUUGUUGGAGAACAUCAAAAGUUUGUUUUGUUUGGUGGAAUCAUUGCUUUUGCAAUCUUGGAUAUGUUCACAAGAUAUUGGUUUGUUGCUAUAAAAGGUCACGAUGUCUGUCCAUGAGGACAUGUUUUGGUACUUAAUUUACGGAAUAUAGAAGGCUAGUGUAGAAUGUUAAUCUUUAAUGGAUUCAAGUAAUUUAGAGAAUAUAGAAGGCUAGUGUAGAGUGUUAAUCUUUAAUGGAUUCAAGGCUUGCAUCAAAAGGGAUGUUAUACUCUUAUUUUGUGUAAUUUCUGGUUUUUUAUAAACUUGAGUGUGCCAAUGAACUUGUGCCCAAAGUGUUGAUUUCAUGGUUCUUGCGUGCAAUAAUCAAGCUUAUGUUUCGGGGAACACAAGCUGAAGCAAGAUAUAUGAUCUUGUAACAUGGCAUUUCAUGUGCCUGCUUAACUGUUAGCUUUUGUGAAGUGGUAGAUUUUGUACAUCUUGCGGGCAAAACUAGUGGUUUUUCUGCCACGUAUAAAGGCUCAUUCUACAGUUGAAGUUUCCGGUUGUUCUGUUUCCUUAUAGACAAUCUUUGGAAACAAUGGGAAAAAGUGUGACCUAUGAAUUGUAAUGACAGGGCUAAACUGCAAGAUAUUAGACAAAAAGAUAAAUUUGCAUGUCAUUCUGAAGCUGAGUUUUCAUUCCUUUUUAUUAUCAAAUAGUUGUUAGAUCUGCAUGUCACAUUGAAGCCGAGUGUUUAAAGUGACCGUACCUGCGGAUUUUCUAUGACUUCAUUUCUUCUUUUCGUGAUAGCCAUAGGGUUAGAUCCUUUAAAAUUGUAGAAAGCUGUUGACCAGUCACAAAAAAGACAUUGGUUUUAUAUAGGAUGAUUGGUGUGAUUGGUGAUAGUGUGGCCAAAAGAAUGAGUCCAUCCAGCAUCUUUGUUAAAUGUAUUGAACAAUCUGGAGAAGAAAUUGUAGAGCAAUUGUUUGAAAGCGGGAUGAAGAGAAGAUGAAGAGAGGAACUGAUUAAUAGCUGCAGAAAUUUAUGUAUUAAUCCUUGCCCUAAAAUAGUCGUGAUGUGCACUUGUUGUUCAGUUAGGCCAAGUUUAUUCCUUUCAAAGGUGUGUGUAUGUAAGAUAGGUGUAAUAAGUAGGGGCCGUGAACCUUUAAUUUAAAGCUCUAAGAAAUUCAUUUCUUGUACUAGUUUCUGUUUGUUGAUAGAUUGCAUUAUUAGGUUGAUGGGAAUGAUUUAAAACUUUUUGUUAUUGAAAAAGAAAUUUGUUUAAGAAAAUAGAUAUAGGAACUUACCAUUGAAAUGGGUUUCGUUUUCUGGUAAUUCACCAACUGACCGGAGUGACAAAGAAAAAUCAUAGAAGAAAUUCAUUUGUUGUCGUAUAUGAUGAGAUCAUGACAAAGUAGGUCAUGAGGGAGGACCACUGGAUCGCGAUCAAACGUUUGUGCUGACGUUUCUCUAUAUUAAGCUUCUUGUUGGCGGCCAAGCCCAACUCAGCUCCGACUCAUAUUUCAAACAUAGCACGCUCUACUUUUUGCAUAAAGUUACUCCAUUAAAGAUGUUAUAAUGUUAUUCCACGCAUUAUUUAUCUUCUUCUGUUUGGGUCUUAUAUGGUUGGUUAUCAUUGGGGGUGAGGGAAAAAAGAAAAAUAAUAAAUAAAUUCUCGACAACAACAAAAAGGAAAGUUGAUUGAUUACAUCAAUAUGUAAGUAACCAACUUGAUGAGUGUUAGAAUUAACAGCAAAGUUGUUAAUUUGAUUAUAGUCGUUAACACUGGCUGAGACCUUGGCCUAAUGUGAUUGCCUGUUUUUUUUUUUUGGUUAGGCAUGGGUUUUGCUGAUAGAUAAAGGAAAAAACAUAAAUAAACUAAACCAAAUAAAUAAACUAUAAAUAUUAAUAAUUGAAAGCUAUUUAUGUAAUAAGUUAUGUUAAUCACAAUUAUCACACUAACAAAGUGAUCAUUAAUAAUAAUAAUACCUAAAAAAAAAAAAAAAAGCAGUGGUCAAAUAAAAUCAAAUGGCAUCAAAACAGCAAUCAAAUUGAACAAAAGUCAAGCCGCCAGAGAGAACCGAGUUUGGGGAUAUAGAUAGCAUCCUCCUCCUCCGAGUAUAGUAUUAUGAGGCAACAAUCACACCGUGAAGACUCUCUCUAUCUCUCUCGAGUUAUUAUAUCAAUGGACUACUCCUUGAACAAAGUGACACCAAACCCUCUCCUCCGGCGUAGAAACUCAAUCGCAACAACCAAGCUCAGCCUGCCAUCAAAGCUCCUCCAAGCCGUCGCCAUCACCACCUCAUCAACACCAUCAUUCCCAACAGUGGAUUUGGAGCUCAUCAAACCCCCCCUGUCCUACACCUCCUUAAAGGACAUCCUCCCCUCCACCGCCAGUGUCCUGUCCCCCACCUCCAACGCCGUGCCAGUGUCAGCCAGUUGCGAGAUCUCCAUACGCAACCGCCUCGUCAAGCAAGCCGCCUGGUCCUACCUCCAGCCCUUAUCCACCUCGCCGGACUCUGUUGGGCCUCACUUCCUCCGCCGACUGUGGGUCAGAUUCUCCUGCGACUACGUCAAGAAUCCCUUCACCGCUUUCCUCCGGUUUUUUGACCGCCGCAUUUUACAGGCCAUAACCAGAGUCUUCGAUCGAUUGAUCCGACUUGUUCGGGUUCGGAGUCAUUGUUUGUAGUCAAUAUAAUACACAGUCGGGAUGACUUUUAUUUAUUUAUUAUAAAUAUGUAAAUGUAUUAUCACGUUCUGCUUUUUGUUUAUUUAAAAUGCGAAAAGAGACGGUUUGGAAAAAUAAAAAUACUCCCUGGUUUUAUUUAAGAAUGGGAGUGAGGAAAGUGUGGAAGAUUAAAUUAAAUUUGUUGGAAACUAUAAGUUAGUGUUUAAAUUUAUUAUGAUUCUAGAAUUCUCUUUGGAUGAUGAAUAUAUAUUGAAUUAUUUGUAAGUAAGAAGUGAGAAGUCAAUAAUAUCAAGUUUAUAUAAAAAUGAUGUGUUUGUUA
Molecule: messenger RNA, 8291 nt
Organism: Cornus florida
Lineage: Eukaryota; Viridiplantae; Streptophyta; Magnoliopsida; Cornales; Cornaceae
Product: transcription termination factor MTEF1, chloroplastic
Exons: 1
Coding region: 154-1170 (338 amino acids)
Biological process (GO): regulation of DNA-templated transcription
Molecular function (GO): double-stranded DNA binding
Source: RefSeq, a predicted model, not a curated record